This is a messenger RNA of Mauremys reevesii (Reeves's turtle), 2415 nucleotides long. Its product is annotated as ly6/PLAUR domain-containing protein 5-like. The coding region runs from base 359 to 1174 and encodes 271 amino acids. The transcript has 8 exons. Gene Ontology annotation, cellular component: plasma membrane. NCBI's taxonomy places the organism in Eukaryota, Metazoa, Chordata, Testudines, Geoemydidae. The record is from RefSeq and is a predicted model, not a curated record.
CUUCGGGGAGCGGCCGCCAGGGGCAGCCCGGGGCAGCCCGGGGGUCCGGAGCUGGGCGCCCAGCACAGAGGAGCCCUUGGAGCAUCGCUGAGCCCCAGCCCAGAUCCAAGGGGUUUGGAUCUGUGGUCACCAGGACUAACUGGCGAGGGGAAGGACUCUCCAGCCUACCCAGGAAAAGGGGGCAGAAACAAUCAAAGAACCAGGCCGAGACCAGACAGCCAAACCACAGGGAAGUGGGGAGGAUACAGAUCAAACGAUGCAGAAAUGAAGAUUUCACACCCCAGCUCCUGAGACCUGGUUUCUUGCCAGACAGGAGCUACCAAGCGACGUUUUCUAACACUGACGAGUGUCCAAGAAAAUGCACCCCAGUGAUUCCAGGCAGGUCCUGAAGGGGGCGCUGCUCUGCUCCCUGCUCGCAGCUCUGCUGCUCCAAGUGGCCGUCGGGCUGGAGUGCUACAGCUACAGGGGCACCUUCAUGGGCAGCUUCUCCCUGGGCGAGGUGCCCAAGGUUACCUGCGGGCCAGCGCAGAACGUCUGUGCCGAGGGGCUGAUCGUCCUGAGCAUCGGGGGCCCGCGGAUGCUGGUGCUGAUGAAGAAGGGCUGCCACACGGCGCCGUCUCGGGACCUCUCCGGCAUCAGCGAGGGGCCGUAUCUCCCCAACUACUAUCACACCCGCUUCUGCAACACCAGCCUCUGUAACCACCGGCACCGGGACAACAGCCACAUCCCGGCCUUUCCCACAGCACCCCCAGACAACACCUCCAGAAGCCUCCUGUGCUACACCUGCAUUGGGACCACCCCGGAGAGCUGCUCCCCGCGCCGCGCCCAGCAGAGCCAGUGCCGUGCCGACACCCCGCUGUGCUACGAGGGGACAGGCACGGCCACCAUCGGGGACUUUGUGGUCCCCAUCUACCUCCGCUCCUGCCAGGCAUCGGGCUGCGCAUCCAUCACGCCGGCCGACCCUUGGCUGAAUAUCCAGCUCGAGAAAACGUCCUGCUGUGCUCAGCCCCUGUGCAACCACGCGCCGGAGCCGGCGCCCACAGCCAGCCCCCGCCCGUCGCGCCCAGCCCCCACCAAUGGCAGCCCCCGGCCUGGGCUGUCCCUGCCUGCGCUGCUGCUGGGGGGGCUGGGCCUGCUCUGGGAUCAGGGCAGGGGAUGGAGGCUCCCCCUAUAGACGACCCCUCCCAGUCCUGGGGGCACCAUAAGGUCCAUCGAGCCAGCCAUGGCCCAGCUCCUCCCCGGCUCCCGCUGUGCCCAGCUCCUCCCAGGCGCCCUGGCUCCCGCCGUGCCCAGCUCCUCCCAGGCUCCCCGGCUCCCGCCGUGCCCAGCUCCUCCCAGGCGCCCCGGCUCCCGCCGUGCCCAGCUCCUCCCAGGCUCCCGCCGUGCCCAGCUCCUCCCAGGCGCCCCGGCUCCCAUGGAGAUGCUGCCCAGGGUUCUUUAAUACCCGUCACUCUGGCACUGUCCCAGCUAGGUGCGGUCACGGGGCCCCUGCAUGGCUGGCGACUGCCGCCUCCCCCAACUCCCCGGCCCAAUCGUGCUUCAUGUGGGGACUGGGGACUUCUUUGUAAACACGCAGUGGCUGAGCCGGAGACCCCGGAGCUGCCCCAUCCGGCCAGGCCCAGGGUAUUCAGUGGGAGCUGCACGGGCCCAUCUACCCCGGGGCCCCGCCUCCUCCUUGCCCCCGGAUCGGCCCCACGGGCCCAUGUACCUCGGGGCCCCGCCUCCUCCUCACCCCCGGAUCGGCCCCACGGGCCCGUCUACCCCGGGGUCCCGCCUCUCCCUCGCCCCCGGAUCGGCCCCACGGGCCCUGUGACGGGUCGUAGCUCCCGGGUGCCGUCUGGGAGCUGUUGGAACUGCUGUGCCCCCUUGAUUAUUCAGAGGGGCCAGCUCAGCCCUCUCCAGGCCCUGUUAUCCCCCAACACGACAGCAGGUGGCGCCACCCACCCAACUGAGUUACCUGAGUGCUUUACCGAAGCCACCCAAUCGCCAGCUCCCCCGCCUGGCGCCCCCGCUGGAGCAUAAACCCGAACGGGCCCGUCUGGCACCGCACAGGGAGCUGGCGAGUGCAGGCUUCCCGCUCGGUGUGGGGAAGGGAGGUGUGACAGUUACUGGGCCCCCCCUUAAUGGCUUACAAGCGGCCCGUAGGGGGAAGCAGAAGCCUCACGUACACAGUAACCAGAACUUUUGAACUGUCUUUUUGCUUCUGCCUCAAAGCAGAGAAAUCUUGCUCCAAGCCAGUUUUUACUAACCAGAUAACAGGAGCACGAGGUUUGACACCCACCAAUGAGGUGUUAACACGGCUUGGUCUUGUCUGAAAGUGUAUAAAAAGCUUGUGAAACUUGUUAUGCAGCAGAGUUCCUUGUACCUGAGUACAAGGCUCGCCUUUUCCCUGCAGAAUAAAGCAACGUUUCCUUA